Molecule: messenger RNA, 5055 nt
Organism: Pangasianodon hypophthalmus (striped catfish)
Lineage: Eukaryota; Metazoa; Chordata; Actinopteri; Siluriformes; Pangasiidae
Product: toll-like receptor 8
Exons: 2
Coding region: 670-3774 (1034 amino acids)
Biological process (GO): toll-like receptor signaling pathway; defense response to virus; positive regulation of interleukin-6 production
Cellular component (GO): plasma membrane
Molecular function (GO): pattern recognition receptor activity; protein binding
Source: RefSeq, a predicted model, not a curated record
GAUGCAUGAAUUGUGGCUCUGACAGUUUCUCAACCUCAGCUACAUCAUGCUGCAUGUUUUCUUUAAUCCCGCUUGUGCCGUUGUUAUUUUAUUUCUACCUGCCUGCCGUAUACUUGAAUGAUUUUAUUACGACCCUGACCAAGCAUUGUGUGUUGUCAGUCAUUCUCCAGUCUUCUGUAUUAUUUUUUUUUUUUUUUUAUUAUUUUGAAAUGUGAAACAGAUGACAUUGCAAAGGGUGUUCUUAUUAUGUCCUUUUAAACGUAUACUGACUUAAAACUGACUAACAAAAAAACUUAGAGAAACAAGAAGUGAAUCUUCAGCACUUCCUCCAUGGAGGUAUUAAAAUAAAACCGUAGCCUCUGAGGUAUAGCUCAGCAACUGAUAAAAUACGUGUAUUGAUUUGGCCGAACAAACCAGCUCUGAACAGAACAUUUGCCAAAUGGUUUAGGCUUGUGGGGAAAAACCGAAGACCAAAUAUAUGUUUGCUGAAUCCCAGGUGACGGAAACCUCAGUACCCUUUUUAUCACACACACCACAGGAGAAACAGUGCUGGUUGGCAGUUAGAGGAAAACUUCCUUUUUUCUCACAGAGGCAACUGUAUAUGAAUUGCUCAACAUGACUUAUUUGGCUGACAGCUUUUAAAGGAACUAUACAUGGAAUAUCGCUAACAUGGAGGCUAGCAAACACUGGCUAAUGCUAGUAUGGUGGGUGCUAAUCACGUUUCUGAUCGGCUUGGUAUUGUGCACGCUGGAUAUAAAAUACCUGAGGACCCAGCCAUGUGACGUCCAUAAUUACCCUAACGGGACCGUUGAGUUUAACUGCCGUGGCCGACGAUUACGAGACAUGCCUGUGAUUUUUGAGAACACCACCAGCCUUGAUGCAUCUGAGAAUGAAAUCAAGAACCUGACAGUGGAAUCGCUGAAAGGCCGGCAAAAAUUGAUAAAUCUCAAUCUAAACUGGAUGAACCGCUAUCACAACGUGAACAUCACUGAGGGAGUUUUUGCAAAUUUGACAAAGCUGAAAAGCUUGAGGCUUAAUGGAUUGGGUCUGCCAGAGAUACCGGCGCAGCUUCCAGUGUCUCUGAAAGAACUGAGAUUGGAUGAGAACAACAUUUUCUCACUGAGUCCCCGGAACUUUUCACAGUUAAAAAAUCUGACCCAUCUUUAUCUAUCCAAAAAUUGCUAUUAUUGGAAUCGCUGUUUUAUGGGUUUUAAGAUUGAUAAUGGCACUUUUUCAAGCUUGCACAAGUUACGACAUCUGAGUUUGUCGUAUAAUAACCUCACCCAUGUUCCCAGAGCUUUGCCUGUCUCCUUAGUAACACUUGAACUCGCUUCCAACAAUAUAUCGUUCAUUGGAGAAGAUGAUUUCACAGGGCUCCCAAAUCUCAAAACCCUUAAAAUCCAGGGAAAUUGUCCACGCUGUCACAAUGCUCCAUAUCCCUGCACUCCGUGUGCCAAUGGUUCUAUCGAUAUUCAUGAACGAGCUUUCGACCACCUUAGAAACCUUAGAAUAUUGCAUCUUGCUGGGAAUUCUAUUUCUGUCAUCAAGAAAGCUUGGUUCGAGAACAUUUCGCAGCUGCAGCAACUCUACCUUUCCUUCAAUUUUCUGACUGGACCGAUCACGGAUGGAGCGUUUUUGAGUAACUUAAGGUUUCUGGAAAAACUCGAUCUCUCGUUUAAUUAUAAUUUACAAGCAUAUCCAGAAACCGUGCACCUAGCACCAACCUUUGCCAAGUUGUACAGUCUUCGCACGCUGCAUAUUCAAGGUUUGGUUUUCAAAAAGAUCCAAAACGACUCACUGGCACCUCUUUAUGGUUUGCAAAAUCUGUCCACUUUAGAUAUAGGAGUCAAUUUUAUUGUGCAUGUGGAUCCAGAUAUAUUUAAUAAAUUUGUUAAUUUAAAACUGCUGUAUCUAUCAGAAAACCGUCUUUAUCCUGUCACUAACUCUGCAGAUAGAGGUCCGGAUAAUAACAUAAAACCGCCACGCUUCAACCUACCUGGGCUGACAGAUUCGAGUUCUAAAAGGAAACUAGACCCUUAUCAGCCUAUCAGAAGGCUUGUCAAACCAGAGUGCUUCGCAGCUGGCCAUGUGUUAGAUCUGAGCAGAAAUAAUCUGUUUUUCAUUUCCGCAAAGCAAUUUGAGGGAUAUAAAAACAUUGCCUGUCUCAACCUGUCCCGCAAUGGCUUCGCAUCAGCGUUAAAUGGAACAGAAUUCACGUCACUGCCUAACCUAAAAUAUUUAGACUUGUCUUUUAACAAGAUCGAUUUGGCCUAUGAUUAUGCGUUUGAAGAAUUGCAGGAGUUGGAGGUGCUUGACCUCAGCUAUAACGAACAUUAUUUCCUUGUGCCUGGAGUGACCCAUAAUUUGAAGUUCAUAAAGAACUUACCUAAGCUGAGAGUAUUAAAUAUGAGUUCCAACAACAUUUUUACACUAACGACUAAGCACAUGUGCAGCCACUCGCUUGCUGAGCUCCAGUUCCAGCAGAAUCAACUGGGGAGGCUUUGGAAAGACGAAACAUACGUGAAACUUUUCUGGAACUUAACGAAUCUGACGCAUCUGGAUAUAUCGCACAACAGCAUCAAGAAGAUCCCUACAAAAGUCUACAAAUACUUGCCUGUCACAAUAAAAAGGUUCAGACUGAACGACAAUUUCCUGACGAGUCUCAACUGGACUUUGAUGAGGACCUUUACACAGCUUGAAGAGCUCAUUCUUGGCUACAACAGUCUCACGUUUGUCUCUAAAACCAUAACCCAGAAUAUCCCGUCCUUGCGUUAUCUUGACCUGAGCCAUAACAAAAUCUCUCAGCUGGCCAACGGAUUUCUCGACGGCGCCGUCAAUCUUAACAAGCUCGAUCUGAGUUAUAAUAAAUUAAGCAUCCUUAAUCGGUCCACCUUCCCAUCCAAGGAAACAAAUCAUUUGGACACUUUGUGGCUCCAUAAGAACCCCUAUCGUUGCACGUGUGACAUAAUGGACUUUAUCCUUUGGAUUUUUGAAAGCGAAGUGAAAAUCCCCAAUCUGGUCACUUCGGUGAAAUGCAACGUCCCCGAUGCGACUAAGGGCAAAGGGGUGGUGUUCUUUGACAUCAGAGAAUGCGUUGAUGACCACGUCGCCUCCCUGAUCUACUUCUUCACCACUUUGCUCGUUGUGGGCGUCACUUUUGUGGCAACUUUGAUGCACAUGUUCUACUGGGACGUUUCGUACGUGUUCUACUACAUGAAGGCCAAAUUCAAAGGGUACCAGCACUUGAGCUCUGGAGAUAAUGUCUAUGAUGCCUUUGUUACCUAUGACACCAAAAACCCGCAGGUCUCCGAGUGGGUCCUGAACCAUCUCCGGGUUCAGCUGGAGGAACAAGGCAAUCACUUCCUUCCGGUCUGUUUGGAAGAACGUGACUGGCUGCCCGGCUGCCCCGUCCUGGACAGCCUGACCCAGAGCAUUCGCCAGAGUCGCAAGACGGUCUUCGUCCUCACUCAUUCCUACGUGAAGAGCGGCUCGUUCAAGAUGGCCAUGUACCUGGCGCACCAGCGGCUGCUGGAUGAAAGCGAGGAUGUGAUCGUUCUGCUGCUACUUGAGCCCGUGCUGCAGAACACGCAUUUCCUGCGCCUGCGGAGGCGACUCUGCAGCCACAGCGUGCUCGAGUGGCCGCGGACGCCCGCCGCGGAGCCCUGGUUCUGGCAGUGUCUGAGAAACGCAAUUCGGGUCGAGAACAAGGCCAUGUACAGCAACAUCUACUCCAGAUACUUCACUAUCAAAAACAGACCCAGAGAGAAAGAAUGAACUACACGAGACAUAUAUAUAUAUAUAUAUAUAUAUAUAUAUAUAUAUAUAUAUAUAUAUAUAUAUAUAUAUAUAUAGACACACAUUUCAUAUUAUACAUAUUUCAUAUACAGCGUAUAUUUCAACCAACACCAUCUUCUUAUCACCGUUGCCAUGAUUCUGUGGACUGGAUGAGGGCGAAUGUUCAAAUGUGAAAAUAUUGUAGUGUAAUCUGCAUCAUGGCCAGCCUUUAUUUUCUUUUUUUUUUCCUAAUUAAAAGUCAUAUUUGUGCUCAUAGAUCAUCAUAACUCAUUUCUGUAGUUACAUGGCUUUCUCACAUUUUUUCUUUUAGCAUUCUAGCAAGUUAGAUGCUAUGGUGUUGCCAGAUUGCUAGGGUAUUGCUUUGUGGCUCCUAGAAUGUUGCUAUUUGGUUGCUAUGAUAUUAAAGAGGGUUGCAAGGGUGUUGCUAUACUAUCCCAAGUGGUUGCUAGGGUGUUGCAAGGUGGUUGAUAUGGUGUUCCAUAUGGUUGCUGUUGUGUUGUUAAGUGGUUGAUAUGCUAUGCCAACUGGUUUUCUAGGGUGUUGCUAGGUGGUUGCUAUACUAUCCCAGGUGGUUGCUAGGGUGUUCCUAGGUGGUUGAUAUGGUAUUCCACUGGGUUUCUAGCAUGUUGCUAGUUGGCUGCUGUUAUAUUCAAAGUGGUUGCUAGUGUGUUGCUAGGUGAUUACUGUGUUAUUCUAUGGGGUUGCUAGGAUAUUGCUAGCUGGGUUGCUAUGGUAUUCCAGGUGGGAGCUGUGGUGUUUCUAGGAGGUUUCUAUAUGAUCCCAGCUGGCUGCUAGUGUGUUAUUUGGUUGAGCUUCUACAGCUUGUUAGCGCAAAACGCAAUACGCAAACUUCAGACAUGAAACAUGUCUUGGCUGGACUACGUUUUAGAUCCGAAGUGCAUCGUGUUCAUUUUAGUUUUGGCUGAACUGUCAGAAGUAAAGGUACUCUACAGGUAUAAUUUCCUUUCCAAUUUUGUACGAAAGGAGUAAAUGUAGUUUUGAAGGUAAACAGCGGUUGUGUUGUUGUACUGAAUGCUGGGUUCAGAGUACAGAUGGGUACACAACCUUAUCGCAGAAUUACACACACACAAUAAGAUCCACGUUAAGGGGUUUUAGAAACCCAGUGUGUAGAAGGCCCAGUGUUUCCUGUUUCACUGAGAGAAAUAUUGUACAUGGUAUGUUUUAAAUUCAAAAAAAAAAAAAAAAAAGAAAUUGUUCCGUUGUUGCUUUUGUACUUAAUAAAAUUUCAGAAUUCAUUGA